GGGAGGCGUUACAACCGUUAGUGCGACGAAGAAAAUAUUCAAUAGGGAUGGCGGAUAUUUGACGGAACGAUCCGUCACCGAACGCCAUCGUUUGUCAUCCGACAAUUGUCACGGCAUGAGUGGGGAAAAUGAAGAGAAAAAAAAACAACAGAUGAUGGAAUGUAGUGAUGCAAAUUGUGCUAGAGCGGGAAUUUGAUUAAAUAUUGAAAUAGUCGAUAUCUUACGUGAAUUUACUAGUGGCAACUUGACCAAAUGAACUCUGUUAAUAGUUACUAGUUAGAUUCCAUGCACUAUUUCCCUGUUAGGGCUUUAUAUUUGCGCUAAAAUUAGAACUUAAACUAUAUUUGCCAUGCAACAGUAAGUAAAACUACAUCCUAUUGUUAAACUUAAGACUAAGAACUUAAAAUCGACUUACUAGGUAUACUGACUAGAACGAUAAUUGGGCGGUAACAAGGACAGGGACGUUGAGACUAGAGUCACUGAAAUGUGAGUACAACACGAUAUGAAUGAUGAAUCAUGGGAUGUAAUUGGAAACUUUAUAUUUUAGCUUUAAAGCGUUUUGCUGAAUAAAUUAUGGAUUUCGCUACUAAGACAGUGACCCGUUUUUCCUGCGUCUUACACCGUGCCAACAAUCUUUAAAGAUUUCAACUCGUUGGAAUCGUGCUGCUGAGUAAGUACUGCAUGGUUCGUAGAGGUCAAACAGAGGGUGAAUUCACGAUGCCUACUACUACGCGAUCCGCGGCUAAAGCCAGCGCGGAGGAACAUCAGUGCAUUUGUGGGAUAUGCAAAAACCCCCACCACGUAGCAGAGAUGGUAGCUUGCGAGCGAUGUCGUCGUUGGUACCAUCGUACGUGUGCGGGAGUGGCUGAGAGUUUCAACGGCAGGUGGGCAUGCAAAGAUUGCAUCUCGGUGGUGACCAUCAGCGAAGCCUCAAUAUCAGGACGGACUAGCAGCACAUCCAGAUCUACACGGGUUCAGCUGCAACUAAUGCGAUUAGAGGAGGAGAAAAGGGCCCAGGAGAAGCUGAUUCUGGAGCAGCAGGAGCAGGAUCGUAUCCUUCAGGAGAAGGCUCGGGCCGCAAAGGCUGCGCUGGAUAAGAAAUACCUAGACGAGAAGUAUGCUUUGCUUUUGGCCGAUGCCGAGGAUGAUGAUGCUGGGAGUCAUAGAAGUCGUCGAAGUCGUUCGAGCCGCAACAGCCAGGUGCAACAAUGGAUCCAUGGGCUGGAAGGAGCCGCCAAAGAAAACCCCACUCCUGAAAAUGUCGACGAUAUCUUCCCUCCGAUUUCGGUUAGCAAUCACGUUAAUAUAGACGAUGGAGCGUGCGGUGGAGGAAUGCUAGCGAAGUACACUGGAACAGUUCCGAAAAUUCCACAGAAUCCGAUGAACGUAGCAGCGAGCAGGGAAUUAGAUCAAUUUUCGUCCAGGCCUGCAAUUGGAUGGGUCGCAGACAACGUUGGUACUGAGGGAAUGAGUACUACAGCCGGAAUGAAAGACCCGAUCACAGCAUCAACUCCUAUUCGAUCGGAUGGUGUAGGUAGGCAGCCGACGGCGCGAAGUGUGAUACAAACGCAAUCAUCUAUGUACAUACAGCCAGUGUUGACACAGCCGGUGUAUACACAGUCGGUGUUUGCACAACCAAUGCAACCUCCACCCGUUCAGCCGAAGCUCGUCCCACGACCACCACUACCAACGUUCUUGUUCCAAGAACCAAUUUCAAGGCCAUCAGCUGACCACGUACGUUCGUCGCUCCCGCCGAUAAGUGAGUCCCCGCUGCUACAGUCGAGAGUCGGACAAUGUACACAGUUACCGUCGUCGAAUCCUGCACCACAACAGCCACAAACAUCUCGUACGUUGGUAUCGCCACCGUCACAGCCAUCGCAGGUAGUGCAGUCGUCGAUUGAUGCUUCCAUCCAGUUAGCUGAGCAAAUAUCGAGCAUGCAACUAUCACCAACGACAAGGGCGUCGUUCUCUCAGCUGUCGUCUCGGCAGCCGCACACACUGGCGUCGGCGAUGUGCGAUCAGCUCGUUGAGCAAUCGCAGCCUCCAUCUGUGUUGCGAGAAUCAAUUUCGUAUACCCCGCAACCACAGCACUCAUCCAAUCCGGAGAGAUUGGCCUCGCAAUCACCGAUCCAUCAGACGACGUCGUCAGUGUCGUUGCAACAACAGAACGAGCCAUAUGCUGCCCAGCUGCAGCAAAUGCAGAAUCAGCAGGCGAUGUGGGGCCAAUUCCAGCAGCAGUUGUCGGCCAGACAGGUAGUGCCGAAAGAGCUCCCUGUUUUUUCUGGUUGCCCAGAAGAAUGGCCACUUUUUGUGAGCAGCUUUCGCAAUUCCACUGCAAUGUGUGGAUAUUCUCAAGCCGAGAAUCUUAUGAGACUCCAGAAGUGCCUCAAGGGUAGAGCACUAGAGGCUGUUCGGAGUAAUUUGUUGCUGCCCUCCUCGGUCCCGAAAGUAAUGGAGACUUUGGAGACAUUAUUCGGGAGCCCAGAGCGAUUAGUUCAGUCGCUGCUCAACAAGGUGCGCAGCGUUCCUACUCCAAAGGCCGAAAGGCUCGAAAGCUUGGUAAACUUUGGUUUGGUCGUACAGAACCUCGUUGGCCAUCUGAAGGCUGCCAACCAGCAAGCCCAUCUGUCCAAUCCAACCCUGCUGCAGGAGCUGGUGGAUAAGCUGCCGCCACACCUUCGAUUAGAUUGGGCUUUGUACAAAAGGAACGCUGGACUCAUCGAUUUGGGAACGUUUUGUGAUUACAUGAGUGCCAUCACGUCAGCCGCGAGUGAUGUGGCCCACUUCACCGAUUUUGAGGGACCUCGCACUGGCGGGCACGAGAAGCAGAGGAAGGAUAAGGCCUACAUCAACGCUCACGUUUCUGCCGAACCACGAAGGAUCGAGCCGCAUGGAACGAAGGUGGAGAGCCAAGAAAGACCUUGCUAUGUCUGCCAGAGUGUGAAGCACCGUAUCAGGGACUGCAACAAGUUCAAGUCCUUGUCAUUCGGGGAUCGUAUGAAGGCGGUGGAAAACCAUCAACUUUGCUUGGUUUGCUUGGUGCCGCAUGGAAAGUGGUCCUGUAAAUCAACACGUACCUGUGGAAUUGGAGACUGCACCAAGAAGCAUCACCCAGCGCUGCACCCAAGUCAACAAUCGACGGCCAAACCAACGAAUUCUGAGAGUUCUGGAGCACGAUCGAAAUCGGAUGCCGUCGUGAACAUCCAUCGGUGGAAUCACAAGACUACGAUGUUCCGUAUAGUACCAGUGGUAUUGCACGGAAGGGAAGCCAAGAUCUCCACCUUUGCAUUCCUCGAUGAAGGUUCAUCGUCUACACUGAUUGACCAGGAGGUAGCUGACCUGUUGAACCUUGACGGUAAACGGCAACCGUUGUGUUUGACAUGGACUUCGAAGGUUUCUCGUCACGAAACUGAGUCUAGAGUGGUUUCACUGAGGAUUUCUGGGAAAGAAGGCAGCGAAAGUUUCCCUCUGUCGGGUGUCAGCACUGUACGUCAGCUGGAUCUUCCAACACAGACACUACAGUAUGAUGAAUUGUCGCGUCGGUAUCCGUAUUUGGCCGGACUUCCGGUUAACAGCUACGAGGACGCUAUUCCAAGGAUCCUGAUUGGGUUGGACAACAUGAAGCUCUCGUUGCCUCUCAAGGUACGAGAAGGACGGCGCAGCGGACCAGUGGCAGCGAAAACUAGAUUGGGAUGGACUGUCUUCGGAAGCACUGACGGCACUAAAGUGGACUUUCGGUCCCCAGUAUUGCACAUCUGCAAGAGCACUGAGGAAACCGACCUGCACGACCUGGUGAAAGGUUACUUCGCAAUGGAGAACCUUGGCGUUUCCGUAGCGGAAGGACCAGAAGCAGAAGAAGAUCGACGAGCGAAGGAGAUUCUACGGCGAACGACGAUCAAGCGUGCCGACGGGCACUACGAAACCGGGUUACUGUGGCGGUACGAUUCAGUGGAAUUACCAUCGAGCUACGGCAUGGCCGAACGUCGUUUGCUUUGCCUGGAGCGGAAGCUGAGAUCUAAUCCAGAACUGCAAGCGAGCUUGGAAAGGCAAAUUUCCGAAUACCAGGAUAAAGGCUAUGCUCACAAAGCAACGCCUCAGGAGUUGGCAAAUAGUGAUCCGCACCGUACAUGGUAUCUUCCACUAGGAGUGGUAACGAACCCACGCAAGCCAGGGAAAGUGCGUAUUAUCUGGGACGCGGCCGCCAAGGCAAGUGGUGUGUCUCUCAAUGAUGUUCUAUUGAAGGGCCCAGACCUUCUUACGUCGCUUCCAGGGGUAUUGUGCCGUUUUCGUCAGCGAGAGGUGGCGAUUGCAGGUGACAUCCGCGAAAUGUAUCACCAGCUGAAGAUACGGAAGGAGGACUGUCAGGCUCAGCGCUUUCUUUACCGAAGCGACCCGUCUCAGAAACCGGACGUUUUUGUGAUGGAUGUGGCGACCUUCGGUUCGACUUGUUCGCCCUGCUCGGCGAACUUCGUGAAAAACAAAAACGCGCUGGAGUGGAAGGAAGAAUAUCCAGAAGCGUCAGCGGCGGUGAUAGAGAACCACUAUGUGGACGAUUACCUGGACAGUCGCGAUACGGAGCAGGACCUGGCAAUCUUGGCAUCAGACGUACGGCAAAUUCAGGCGGAGGCUGGAUUCGAGCUACGAAACUGGCGAUCGAACUCAAGAAAAGUGUUACAGUCUCUUGGAGAAGAUUCGGCGAUCCCAAUGAAGGAAUUCAACGCCGACAAGGAAAGUCAGGUGGAACGUGUUCUAGGGAUGGCGUGGUUGCCGGCUGAAGAUGUGUUCGUGUACUACGUCAAGUUGCCGGACGACACUGAGCGUUCAGGUUCCUGCAAGGUCAUCACGAAGCGCAGUAUCCUGAGGUUUGUUAUGAGCGUGUUCGACCCGCUCGGACUGAUUUCGAACCUCCUCGUCCACGGAAAGGUGAUUGUACAAGACCUGUGGAGAGCUCAAGUAGGAUGGGAUGACGCUAUCCCCGCAGAAAUAGAGCAGAACUGGAUUCGGUGGAUCGAGUACCUUUCCAAGUUGGAGAAACUUCGGAUUCCACGGUGUUAUUUUGCCGGAUACGAUCCGGAUAGUUUUCGUUCGUUGCAGCUCCAUGUUUUUGUAGAUGCAAGCGAGAGUGCUUUCGCUUCCUCUUCCAGCCGGAAAAUGAGUGGCCACAGCCACAGAUACCAUUAG
Messenger RNA from Aedes albopictus (Asian tiger mosquito), 5181 nucleotides. RefSeq lists its product as uncharacterized. NCBI's taxonomy places the organism in Eukaryota, Metazoa, Arthropoda, Insecta, Diptera, Culicidae. The record is from RefSeq and is a predicted model, not a curated record. The transcript is spliced from 2 exons. The coding region runs from base 682 to 5181 and encodes 1499 amino acids.